AUGUCAACCCAGUACGACGACAUCCAAGGCCCCUACGACUACAUCCGCACCAAAUCUAUUGCCCUCAUUGAGCACGAAAACGUCCGCGACACCAUCGGCCCCUACAUCAAAGGCGCUCGCGUCCUCGAGCUCGCCUGCGGCUCCGCCUUCUACACCUACUCCUUCCUCGAUUGGGGCGCCACCUCCGUAACAGGCGUCGACAUCUCCUCCGGCAUGAUCGAAGAAGCCAAACGUAAUGCCCCCAACGACGGAUCGAGCAAGGGAAAAGUUGACUUCAUCCUUGCGGAUUGCUCGAAACCAAAGGAAUUUGAGGGCGGGCCGUUCGAUGUCGUAUUUGGCGCCUGGUUACUCAAUUAUGCGGAGGAUAAGAAGGGCUUAGUGAAUAUGUUCAGGAAUAUUGAGGUGAAUUUGAAGCCAGGGGGGCAUCUUGUCAGUGUCACGGUGCCGCCGGCGGAAGAUCCGACGGAGUCAAUUAAGAAGGAGUAUGAGGCGAGGCCGCCGCCUGAGGGGUCAGGGGGGCUGUGGUAUUGGGUGCUGAAGGAUGUGGAGGGAGGUGUGUAUUUUCAUGUUCAUGGAACUAGUCCCAUGGGGGACGUUGCGUUUGAUUGCUAUCACCUGAGGGAAAGCUUGCAGAGGGAGGCCGCGAUGGAGGCGGGAUUGAAGGUUGUGGAGUGGGGUGUUACGAGCGUGCCGGAGAGAUACCUGCAAGGAAGAGGUGAGGGAGGGGCGAGCUUGAAGGAGUUGGAGAGCUAUAAAGAUAUACCGAACUAUGGGCUGUUAGUGGUAGAGAAGGAGAAGUAG
This is a messenger RNA of Bacidia gigantensis, 801 nucleotides long. RefSeq lists its product as uncharacterized. The record is from RefSeq and is a predicted model, not a curated record. NCBI's taxonomy places the organism in Eukaryota, Fungi, Ascomycota, Lecanoromycetes, Lecanorales, Ramalinaceae. The transcript has a single exon. Bases 1 to 801 code for a protein of 266 amino acids.